Molecule: messenger RNA, 528 nt
Organism: Trichobilharzia regenti
Lineage: Eukaryota; Metazoa; Platyhelminthes; Trematoda; Strigeidida; Schistosomatidae
Source: the annotation of a GenBank genome assembly
CCAUCAGCGGGAGAAAUAUGAAAGAGGUCACUUGCUUCAUUUAUCAUCUAGAAAGCGUUGAUUGUUUCAACUACAGACAGACCUUCAUCACUAUGAAAUCGGUCUGAAAGUCCUCUUUAUCGGAUUUCCAAUACAAAUGCAAGUCAUUUCUUUACUUGGAUAUGAAAGACUUCACCAGCACUUAACAAAAAGGCGUUUCAAACAGGGUACUGCAGACAUUCAACAAUGGCUGCUCCCUACUGAAGAUCAGAUGGCUGGCCAGAAAGAGUUAGCGGCGCAAAACUCUGAGAACAAACCAAUCAAGGAUCCACUGCUCAGCAAAUAUGCUGAAGGAAACGGAGACGGAUUGGACAAGACUCUGAGGAAACCGCAGAAUAACAUCGCGUGCCAAGUGAUUGUCCUAGUGGAAUCUGAAUCCGAAACGAAGAGUGAAGUAUUGAUCCGAGGGUGACAUGGAGGAGGUGGCGUGAGCAGGAGAUCAUGGACUAUGGGCGAUCGUGAAGUCAGCUGAUGAAGACUUCGGAGAGC